UUUUUAAAUAAACUAUAAAAAUAUGACUCAACAAAAUGAAACAGAAACUUUAAACGCGUUAGAACAUUUAAUGAAUGAAUUCUUCAAUCCACAUACCGGUAACAUUCGUAAACGUGAAAUUGAAUCGCAAUUAGAAUCAUUUAGCAAUCAAAGAGAUUCUUGGAAAUUAUGUUUGUAUUUUAUGACACAUUCCGAAAAUCACUAUGUCUGCAUGUAUUCGAUGACAUCAAUUGAGUCAACAAUAAAUCGACAAUGGACAGGAUUUACUUGGGAAAAUCGUACUCAAUUGAAAUCCGAAAUUUGGCAGUAUUUGACAAGACAAUAUGCAUCAAACACUAACACAAAUCCUACGUUUCUUAGAAAUAAAUUGGCUAAGUUGAUUGUGGACAUUGCAAGACAUGAUUGGCCUCAUUUCUAUCCUGAUUUCUUCAAUAACAUUAUAGAAUUACUUCACUCUGAACAAGGGCGUGUCUUAGGACUCAUUUUAUUGCGUACUGCAAGUGAAGAGCUAGGGAAGCCUCGUGAUGAUCUAAGUUCUUUACGACGUGUGGAAUUAAGUCGUUUAAUGCAAAUGCACGCCAAUCCUGUUCUACAGAAUUUAACGAUUUUGCUACAAAAUAUCGCAAGUAAAAAAGGUAUUACCGCGACGAAGACACCGCCACCUUCACCGACGCAUCCAAGUUAUGUUCCAAAAACACCUUCAUUGUCAGAGGCUUCGACUUUACGUCCUGAUUCACGAGAAAUUUGUUUUGAGGUUUUAAUGGCGUUGCAACAUAUAUUUUCAUGGGUUCCAUUGACUGAGAUCAAUACGUCAUUGAUCAAAACAAUAUUUCAUUUUGCUACGUCCAUGUCAUAUACGCAGGAAGAUGACAACAUAUGUGUUUUAUCAUUAACAACUUUAUCCGAACUAUUGUAUCGUAAAGCUAUUCCACCAAAUUGUGAACCCUUAUUAUUGGAAUUAAGUAGCGGUGCCAUGCAAUUAUUAUCACAUAUCGUUAAUGAUUCUUCGGUAAACAGUCUUAUGGAAUCAUUAAGUAAUAGCUUCAUCGAAAAACUAACGGAAUUUUUACAAUUGCUGGUCGAAGUACAUCUGCACCGUUUAGAAGCAAAUUCAUCAUUUCCUAUAAUAGAUUUUAUAAAUUUAUUGUUUCGGUAUACGUUUCAACAGACUACAAUCUGCCAAUUUAUACCAUGCUUGGGAAUUUGGACAUCAUUUUUAAAACAAAUCAAACCAAAAAAUGAUGUAAUUAGGUCGACAAAUAAAGGUUUUGGAAAAUUGGAAUCUCCCUUUAAAUAUUCCGAUAUUGUUUAUGGAUUAACAAAUGGCGUAUUAAAUAAAAUUCAAUAUCAAUUUAAUCAUGCCGAAUUGAAUGACUUAGAUACAGAAGUUCAUGAAAAUGAGAUUGAAUCAGAAUUUCAACAAUUUAUAUGUCAGUCAAUAGAAUUACUUGCACUUGUUGCCGAAAUUGUGCCAUUGCAUUUAUUAAAUUUAGUGGCUUCCUCAUGGUAUCAGCGUUGUGAAAUAUAUCUAAGAUUAAGUUCAUCUUUAGAUCAAAUCAAUCACAAACUAAAUAUAGAAAAUAAGGAACAAGAAACACAAUUACAUUUUGUUCUAAAAGAUUUCGUUACAUUGACUCAGUUAUUAAGUCGAUUAGCAACUUGUUUUAUGGAUGAAGAAGAGGAUCACUUUCAAUCAAGUGUGGACACAGUUAAGAAUUUCUUCUCAAAACUAGUUACAACAUUAUUUUAUUCGAUCGAAUAUCGAUUGUAUAAUGUUCAAACUACACUUCUUUUACAUUCAGAUCUUGUUGAAGUUAUAUCAAAUUUAUUUACUGGUAUAACUUCAUGGUGUUUGUGGCCAUUAUUUCGUACUGAUAUUCGUUCCGGUCAAUUAGGAUGUGAAUUAAUUCAAUGUUGUGUACAAUUAUUUUUGGUAUCACAUUCUGCACAAACAAAUGAACAGCUUGUUCCUGAUAGUUUAAUACGAUUUGUUGCCUUAUUAUUUUUACGAUUAUCAACUAUGUCAUCACCUGAAGUAUUUUUAUCAUUAACAUCAAUGUCUGAAUUAAUUCAAUGUGCUUCAAUUAACAGCAAAUUAGAAUCUGAGACUGCUGGAAUAAUUCGUCAUGCAUUAUGUAAUGUUGCCAUAAAUCAAAACACAAAUUCAAACAUAUCGGAAAAUUCAUUACGAUCACAAUUAUUAGCGAAUUUAGUUGAAGGAUUAGUUGGACCAUUGCGUAAUUUACAAAUGGAACGAAUUGAUCCGCAACAAGCAAAAACAAUUGUCGAAUCAAUUAUACCACAAUAUAUAUCGUUUAUCGAUCAAUAUCGUAAUCAUAAUUCAGCUGUCAAAAAAUUAUUAUGUUCCGGUAUUAAAGAAUCUGUUGAAAUUUUACUCCUAUCAUAUCCUAGAUAUGCGAAUUAUGGGGAAAUUAAUGAUUGUAUUUUAGCUUUAUUUCUGACUGUGUUGGGUGUUCUGAGACAACAAUUAGGAGUUGAAUUCACUAAAAAAACUGUGCAAAUAUUUUUAGAUGUAACGUUAAGCAAACAAAGUGAUAGCAAUGUAUCAGGAAUGGAUAAAUUAUUACAAAUUUUACAAUUAAUUGUUGAAGAACCAGGAAUUUCAUUCCGUUGUUUAUUACCCAGUGUAAUUGGAUUAUGUUUACAAACUGCAUUACCUAUAGUUGUUACACGAACGUCUGAAUUGCCAGAUUUAGCGACUGCAUUGUUUAAACUUCUUCAUAGUAUAUUAUUAAAUCGUUGGCAAUUUUUUAAUCAAUCACAAGUACGAUUAGGACAUUCACCAGGUGCUAGUGAUACAUUAAUGCGAGAGGAUGUAUUACAAAAUAGUGAACAAUUAAUUGAAAUAUUACAAGCAUUUGGUAAUGCUUUAUUACAAUCUGACAUCAAUAUAUUUAAAUUAAGUUUGACCUGCUUGGAAAAUUUAAACGUUAAAUGGAAGUUAUAUCAUAAUGAAUUGUUCCGUAAACAGUUGUUAUCGCAAUUUUUAACAGUAUUAUUACAAUCGUUACUUGCCAAAUCUCAUGCACUCUUAGCUGAUGAAAUUACUUUAGCUAUUUGUAACAUGGCCACUGUUGAUUUUCAAGCAUUUGUAUUAACAUUCCUACCGAAUUUUUUGAAUGGUACCGAAGGAUUGGAUGAUCAUCAGAAGGAAACAUUGUUGAGAAAUUUUAGUCAUGAAUCGGAUACUCCAACGUUAUCACAAAAUGUUUCACGUUUAAUAACUGAUAUGCGCUGUUAUCGGAUAUGUAACGCCUGUUUACAGCCAGGAACAGUUUUACUCUAGUCAAUAUUUGCCUUUAUAAAGAUAAUUUCAUAUAUAAUUUGCGUUUGUUUUGAAAGCUAUCGUAAUCACACAUCAUAUCGUUUACAUUUGUGUCUCCUUGUUAAGAUAUAGUUCGGAAAAGAAAAAAACAUACGUCGAAAGCAAAAAAUUUAUCUGCUGUGGAUACGAAAGUCUUCAAUACGAAUGCACUUUUAGUAUUAUAAAAUAAAAAUUUUAUUUAUCGUUCAAUGGAUGAAGUUGUUAAGUGACCAAGUAUUUUUUCAAAACGAAU
Chrysoperla carnea is the source of this 3578-nucleotide messenger RNA. It is a transcript of the gene ebo, whose product is annotated as exportin-6. The transcript has 18 exons. Lineage: Eukaryota; Metazoa; Arthropoda; Insecta; Neuroptera; Chrysopidae. Gene Ontology annotation, biological process: protein export from nucleus. Bases 23 to 3307 code for a protein of 1094 amino acids. Gene Ontology annotation, molecular function: nuclear export signal receptor activity; small GTPase binding. The record is from RefSeq and is a predicted model, not a curated record.